This is a messenger RNA of Dendrobium catenatum, 567 nucleotides long. Its product is annotated as RING-H2 finger protein ATL2-like. The transcript has a single exon. The coding region runs from base 1 to 567 and encodes 188 amino acids. The record is from RefSeq and is a predicted model, not a curated record. NCBI's taxonomy places the organism in Eukaryota, Viridiplantae, Streptophyta, Magnoliopsida, Asparagales, Orchidaceae.
AUGUCGACAUCAGCGCCGCCAGAAGCCGGAGACGCCAUCCCCGGUCUCUCCAUGUCCGUCACCGGCAAGGUCAUGUUGUCCGGCGUCAUCGUCUUCUUUUUCCUCUUCGUCUUCCUCCUCAUUCUCUUCCUUCGCGCUAACCGUUACUUGGGUGCUAACCCCAUCCUCGCGAGUUCCCCAGCCCGCUUCCUAUUCCCCUCCCCCGUCACCGUCGGCUCAGCGUUGCCCCGCCGUGCGAUCGAUUCCGCCAUGCUCAGCUCGCUCCCAGUCACCGUCUUCAACUCCGCAGCAUUCAAGGACGGCAUGGAGUGCGCCGUCUGCCUCACUGAGCUUGCUGACGGCGACGCCACUAGGUUUCUUCCUGGUUGCCGCCAUGUCUUCCAUCUCAAGUGCAUCGACAUGUGGUUCGCCGCCAACUCCACCUGUCCAAUCUGCCGGAGCUCCAUCAAGCCGGCGGCCGUCGAAUCGAAAAUUACGAUCUUAACCGACUCGGAGCAGAGUUCCAUUAUAAAUAUUAGGGCUUCACCGCACGAGAUAGUUAUGCCGAUGGAUGGUUCAGGAGAAUGA